Colletotrichum aenigma is the source of this 969-nucleotide messenger RNA. Its product is annotated as Satratoxin biosynthesis SC1 cluster protein 4. The transcript has 8 exons. Bases 1 to 969 code for a protein of 322 amino acids. NCBI's taxonomy places the organism in Eukaryota, Fungi, Ascomycota, Sordariomycetes, Glomerellales, Glomerellaceae. The record is from RefSeq and is a predicted model, not a curated record.
AUGAUCGUACUAGUAGCUUCUGACAUUGGAUCUCAAGUGCUCGUAAGCCUGGGUUUCGGUCAAGAUAUCUGGACAGUUGCGCCAGAUAACAUCACCCAAAUACUGCUUAUCUUCUUCGCCGAAGAAUUGUUCUACUCCUUUGUGGUAGCAGUUACAAAACUCUCAGUGAUCAUCUUUUACUUGAGGCUGUUUCAAGAGAGCUGGUUCCGAAAAGCCUGUCAUGGUCUGCUUGCUAUCACUACAAUGUACGGGAUUGGUCAAAUCCUCGCGAUCAUUUUUGUCUGUAGUCCAGUCUCAUACAACUGGACACGGUGGGAUGGGCAACAUGCAGGGCAGUGUGGUAAAGUCAACAUCAUGACUUUCGUGAAUGGAGGGACCAACAUCGCCAUUGACCUCGUCCUCGUCAUUCUACCAGUGACACAAUUCAUUACCGUGUCGUGGACAAUCUGGAAAAAGAUUGGCGUGAGCCUCAUCUUCUUAGUCGGAUUAUUUGUCACCGUAUCAAGUUGCAUAAGACUGGCUACAGUUACAAAAUUUGCGGACACACAGAAUCCAACAUUCGACUUCAAAGCUCUCUCGAUCUGGUCGCUCGUUGAGAUGCACGCGAGUGUCAUAUGUGCCUGCAUGCCGGGUAUGACGGCUUUCGUCCGACGCGUCAAGCCAAGACUGGGAUGUCACGCGGAGCACACGUCCGAACAGAUAAGGAACAAGCCUAGAACAGGGCGUUCCGUUGCGCGCCAGAUACGAGAGACGCUUAGCCGUAUCACGGCAGCAGCCAGAGAGGUGGGCAACAACUCGACGUGGAUCGGUUCUAAAAAGACUACAACAAGCACGAUGACUGGAACUCAACUGAGCACAAUUGAUCGAGACGCACCCGAGUAUCGUGACUAUGUCGUCUACGCUCCGUAUGCGGAACAAGGAGACAAAGCACUUCCGCAAACUAGUAUACGUGGUGAUAGAGCAAGUUGA